Molecule: messenger RNA, 1944 nt
Organism: Alternaria novae-zelandiae
Lineage: Eukaryota; Fungi; Ascomycota; Dothideomycetes; Pleosporales; Pleosporaceae
Exons: 2
Coding region: 1-1944 (647 amino acids)
Biological process (GO): cell division
Cellular component (GO): anaphase-promoting complex
Molecular function (GO): protein binding
Source: RefSeq, a predicted model, not a curated record
AUGGGAACUCUAUCGCCGGCCGACGAGGCCCAACUCAAGGCCCAGCUCCAGGACGCCGUCAUCGGCUGCACGGAGCGCUGUCUCUAUCACUCGGCGAAAUGGGCCGCAGAAUUACUCGAUUCGCUCCCAUCGGCCGAUGAUGAAGGCUCGGACACCGACGUCGACUCCCCCAUGUCGGAUGCGCAACCGCCGCAGACACCCAAUCUCGUACGCAAAGACCCCAUCGAAGCACGCCUAGAAGCACGUGAGACGCACAAGUUCCUCCUCGCCAAGACAUACUUCGACUGCCGCGAGUAUGAUCGAUGCGCCGCCGUCUUCCUGCCUGGCCCUCUACCCAAGGGCGCCUCACAGGCACCUGCUACGCCUACAGCAAAGGCGAAGCAAGGCGCCAAGGGGAAGGCGAAGAUGGUCACGCCAUCCAAGUCCAAGCUGUCCAACGAUACAAUGAAGGGCAUCAGUCAGAAGGCGCUGUUCCUUGCCCUCUAUGCCAAAUACAUAGCUGGGGAGAAGCGCAUGAACGAGGAUAGCGAGAUGAUUCUCGGCCCUCAAGACGGAGGUGUCACAUUGAACAAGGAGCUGCCCACAGUAUCUGCCGUUCUUGAAGAGUGGUUCAGAGACCUGCCCAACAGCGGGCGCCAACCGCAAGGCUGGCUGGAGUACCUAUACGGCAUGGUCCUGGCCAAGGGAAAGAACGAGCAGCUUGCUAUCGACUACCUGAUCAAAAGUGUGCACCAAUACACCUACAACUGGGGUGCGUGGCAGGAGCUACAAGCUCUACUGACCACCAUGGAAGAGCUCAAUGGCAUCGUCACACGCCUACCGCAAAACCUCAUGACUUUCAUCUUCCAUGUUACGUCAUCUCAGGAGCUCUACGUGGUCAACGAACAGAUUCAUACUUCGCUGUCGCAAAUACUGACCAUUUUCCCGUCAUCGGCCUUCCUAAAGACCCAACGGGCAUUGCUCCACUACCACAACAAAGACUUCGACGAUGCCGAACAGAUCUUCUCGGACUUGCUCGUAUCAGAUCCACAUCGGGUCGAUCAUCUCGACAAUUACUCCAACAUCCUGUAUGUCAUGGGCAUGCGACCCAAGCUUGCCUUCUUGGCACAGCUCGCCACAGCGACCGACAAAUUCCGACCGGAGACAUGUUGCGUGGUGGGCAACUACUACUCGCUCAAGUCGGAGCAUGAGAAAGCCGUCAUGUAUUUCCGAAGAGCUCUGACUCUAGAUCGAACCUUCCUUUCCGCCUGGACGCUCAUGGGACACGAGUUCGUCGAGAUGAAGAACACCCACGCCGCUAUUGAAUCGUACCGGCGCGCUGUUGAUGUCAAUCGCAAAGACUACCGCGCCUGGUAUGGACUUGGUCAGACAUACGAAAUGCUGGAGAUGCACUCAUACGCUCUUUUCUAUCACCAACGCGCCGCUGCGCUGCGACCCUACGAUCCGAAGCUAUGGAUGGCGGUUGGCCAAUGUUUCGGCAAAGUGGGCAAGAUCAUGAAUGGCAUUCGAUCAUACAAACGCGCGUUGGUCGCAGGCUCAUAUUAUGAUGCUGGUGUCGGAGCCUCUUUUGGGAGCAGUGAAGUUACUGGUCUCGGUGGAGGUAUCCUCGAUCCAGAAGUACUCUACCAGAUCGCCCUGUUGUAUGAGAGGAUAAACAACAUGAACGAAUGCGCGGCAUACAUGGAGCUAGUGCUUGCACAAGAAGAAGGGCCAGACUACGAAGAAGUGGGCUCUGAAGCUGCCGGUGGUGUCGGCGUCACUGCAACGACAAGCAAAGCCCGGCUCUGGCUCGCUCGGUGGGAGUACAUGCGCGGCAUGUACCAACGGGCCAUGGAGCUAGCGAACGAGCUCUGCCAAGACGGCGUAGAAGUAGAAGAUGCGAAAGCACUAGUGAGAGACAUCAGAGCGCGCAUGGAGCGCGGCGGAGGAGACGCGGAAGAUUGA